AUGAUGACGUCAGCGGAAGAGGAUCUGGAAUUGAGAGAAUCAAAAAAAUAUUUGCAUUUGGAUUCUGUUUUCUCCAAUACCUUUAUUUCUUUUUCAUUUCUUUCUUUCUUUUUUUCACUUUGCUUUCUCUCCUUUUCCUUUUUUCUUUUCUUUUGCUUUCUCUCCUUUUCUUUUUCUCCUUUUCUUUCUCUCUUUUUCUUUUUCUUUUCUCUCCCUUUCUUUUUCUCCUUUUCUUUCUUAUCUUUUCUUUUGCUUUUUUCUCCUUUUUUCUCUUCUUUUCUUUCUCUUCUUUUUAUUGCUGUCCCGCCUUUUCUUUUUCAGCUUUUCCUUCUCUUCAUUUCUUUUGCUUUUCCUCCUUUUCCUUUUCAGUUUUUCUUUCUCUUCAUUUCUUUUGCUUUUCCUUCUUUUCUUUUUCUCCUUUUGCUUUACCUUCUUUUCUUUUGCUUUCUCUACUUUUCUUUCUUUCCAUGGAUUGAUUACUUUUCUUUCUUUCUUUCGUUCUUUCUUUCUUUCUUUCUUUCUUUCUUUCUUUGCCAGUUUGGCUUUUCUUCGUUUUCUCUCGGAUUUCAAUUUUAA
Molecule: messenger RNA, 576 nt
Organism: Acanthosepion pharaonis
Lineage: Eukaryota; Metazoa; Mollusca; Cephalopoda; Sepiida; Sepiidae
Source: the annotation of a GenBank genome assembly